Funneliformis geosporum is the source of this 1962-nucleotide messenger RNA. The record is from the annotation of a GenBank genome assembly. NCBI's taxonomy places the organism in Eukaryota, Fungi, Glomeromycota, Glomeromycetes, Glomerales, Glomeraceae.
AUGUUUUCUACUUUCACAGAUCAAAAAUUAACAGUUAAUGAGCUUAAGCGGAAACUUGAACCAUACAUAAUUGAGGGAGAAAGUCAUCUUCGUGAAUCAUUAUGUGGUUCUUCAGCUCUUCCUGAUGAUGUUUUAGAUAUUUCGAUGUAUUUAAAAUUUGUGAAUCGUGAGAAUGAGAUCAAGCAGUUGAUGGGAAACAUGAAAAAUCUUCAUGUUCUUAUUAAAAAUCUCAAAAGUUAUGCCGAACCAAAGAAACAAAUUGCAUUCCCUAUCGCUGUAGGGACAGCAGGGAAGGGGAAAACUACAUUUGCAAGAAAGGCAUAUGAUAAAAGAAAGAUUUAUGCUGAUGGCAUAUCGGAUGAACUUCAAAUGAUUUUAGAUGAUUGCUUGGAUGCUGGUCGAUCUUUUCGGGUUUCAUGUGAUAGUAUGGAUAUUGAAGAGUUUAAAAACCCUGAAAUGGUUGAGACAUUAUUUGGAAAAAGUUUGCUUUAUGAAGCUUUAAAAUAUCAUCUGAAAGGGAUUCAAAAUUUCGAUGAAUUUUGUAAAGUUAUAGGAAAUGAUUUGAUCUCUCUUUGUGAAGUUUUAAAAACAAUCCUAAUUUACAAACCAAGUGAAGAAAACUUGUCUUUGCCUCUCUUCAUUAUUAAUAUAGAUGAAACAAAUGUACUUUUUGAGGGAGGCCAAUCCAAGUCACUUCGAAAACUUUUAAGAACGCAUGCAAGCUCUUUAUUUGAUUCAAUUACAUCUUCUGGUGCUCGUAUUGAAGAAAUAUCACUGCCAUUACUUAGUUCAGAACAUGCACAAGAAGUGAUCUUAGAUUUAGCAAAUCGGAAUCAAGAAAAGAAAGUUGGUGAAAUUUCUUCAAAUCUAAAACAUAUAAUCAGUCUUCUUGGUGUUGUUGGUCGUUAUCUAGAAAUAAUGAUAUUUGAAAUGGCUAUCCUUGGGUUCGGUGCCAAGGGGAAUAAAAAUACAUUGGAAACAAAGUUUUAUCAUGAAGGAUAUCGUUAUUUUUUGGUAAAUUGUCAAUAUGAUCAUAAUUAUUGUACAACUCUUCUUAGAAGAGUGAAAGAUAAGCUAAAUAGAGUUUAUUCACGUUACUACAAUGCAUACACAUCACAAGAGAAUAUUGAAAUUAUCCCUCAAUUACUUGCAUAUACUUUAUUUGGGUGGAAAGUUACUCGAACAACUACAUUAGGAAAAAGAAAGAUUCAGGAUUUGGAAAUAGAUGAGUUGAUUUUCCUGAAUAAAGAUAAGUUUGUACUCCCAUUUCUCACUUUACAGCAAGUUUAUCAUCAUUUUGAUCACAGCAAGUUGCCAGCUAUUAAACUUCUUCAGUCUGUAGAAAAUACACUUUCAUCAGAUGAAAACGAGGCACUGACAUUAUCAAUAAUGGUUUUUCGUCUGUGGGGAAUAUAUUAUAAAUCUAUCAGUGAUAAAAAAAUUAUUGAGGGUCAAAGAGGAAGUUGUUGGCUUUCUGAUCUGGUUCCAUUGCGGAAAGGACAGUCAGAUAAAUUUAUUGAGUUUGAACCCAAAUUUGUUAUACAUUCAACUCCUUAUAGAGUUGAUAAAGACUAUUGGAUUCAAUUUUUUAAUAAUUAUUCAAAAGAAUUGAAUAAGAAAUGUAUUGCUUUUCACAACCUGCCAAAUGCAUCCUUUUCAGAUGGAAUCAUAAUUACAGAUCCACCUAUAUUUAUUCAAGAUAAACAAGAAGUUAUCAGUCGAAAAAAAGAAAUCAUUGGACAUUUGCCAAAUAUUCUGGGUAAAGGAGUUGUAAAAUUUGAACAUAAAAAGGUAUUAGAUGCAAAUGUUGGGGAACAUAUUUUUGUUUUUAUCACCGGUGCUCAUGCACGUAAUGAUGAAACUUAUUAUAAUAAUGAAGUUGUGAUAACUUCAGAAAAUAGAAGUGAUUUUUAUGGAGAUAUUUUAGCAAGAAUGAAACUGUAUUCUAUUGGGCGAAGUUAA